Messenger RNA from Sitodiplosis mosellana (orange wheat blossom midge), 3724 nucleotides. It is a transcript of the gene Ipk2, whose product is annotated as inositol polyphosphate multikinase. Gene Ontology annotation, molecular function: inositol tetrakisphosphate kinase activity; inositol-1,4,5-trisphosphate 3-kinase activity. Gene Ontology annotation, biological process: inositol phosphate biosynthetic process. The transcript is spliced from 5 exons. NCBI's taxonomy places the organism in Eukaryota, Metazoa, Arthropoda, Insecta, Diptera, Cecidomyiidae. The coding region runs from base 1630 to 2925 and encodes 431 amino acids. The record is from RefSeq and is a predicted model, not a curated record. Gene Ontology annotation, cellular component: cytoplasm; nucleus.
GAUCCAAACAAGUAAUUCAUACAAAAUGAAUGAGAUUUUGGGGCAUUUUUUUUGUUUUUCAGUAAUUUUUUGGAUCGGUCAUCAUUUUUGCGAUAUUCAAUCUGUGAAUAUGAUCGAGUUAUUUGAUGGAAUCAUUCAGAAAACACGUAAUAUGUGCGGAUAAAACCAUUCAUUUCAGCAAUAAAACUCAUUUUCCACGGAUCACAAAUGUUUCUUUAUAUUUGGAAUACAUUGAAAUCAUAACAUACUCAUCAUAAUAACAAAUCGAAAGAAAUUGAUUUUAAAACUAAAAUUUGUGAUAAAAACACAACAAAUCUCAUCAUUUUCAUGUUCAAUAUCAACAUUUUAUUGUCAAUCAUUGUCUGAACUGAAGAGAAUACAGUCGAAUUUAAAAAUCGCACUGUCGAUCUAGUACGGUGAUUGUGAGUCGCGUGUGCAAGCCCAAAGUCAAAGCAUCGAAAAGAAGAGGUGAAAAAAAUCAAUUCGCAGUGUUUUCUCUCGGUAAAGAGAGUGAAUGUGUUUAUGACAUUUGCCGAUGUCAAAUAAAAAUUUUGCUAUUCGCAAUAGGCACUUCGAUAAUCAUAUAACCUAUAGUCGAAAAGGUUUGGUUAUUGUAUUAAAAUACACACCGGAUACAAAUACACAACGAGUUAAGUUAGAGUGAGAUAGAGUUGAACACCAUGCAAUAAUGUGUAUUUGUCUCAUGAACGAAACGGUGAGUGCAUUUGGUUUUGAGAGUCAAUCUGUGCCUGUGUGAGAUAGAGAGAGAGGGAGAGAGAAGAAAAACAGAAUAAGUGUAAAUGCAUUGUGUAAAUAAUGAAAUAAAGUCGACAGCAACAGUGAGUGAUGGAAUCAGGCGCGUUUUGUAUCAUACAUCAUUUGAAAAGCCACUGUGUGUCCAAUUCGAAUCGAUUCAUCUAAAAAUGGUGUGAAUUAAAAUUGAAGCGACCACAACGAAAGAAACAACAACACAAAUCAUUGUCGUCGUGCCGCUCUCACGGACGGUUGAGUAUUGCCAAAGUGUUGUGUGUAUUUUGUUCUUCUUUUGUUGUUGUUGAUAGACACGCUCUGUAUUUUUCAAAUGACCGAACAAUUCGAAGCCGAUCAAUUGAGACAGCACCGUAGUGAUUGAGACGAGACGGACGCGCGCGCGAUUUGUUUUUUUUUUAUUAAGAGGGAUGAAAUUCGAUAUUCCCAAGUAUAUAUACAUAUACGAUGGUCGUGUGUGGCUUCAAAUGGUUGAUUCAUAUAACGUGUAAAACCCACAGUUGAAGUGAGUGAUUUGAUAAACAUAAAAUGUGCUUAAUGUUUUUGGUUUGAGUCAUUCGCAUUACAAACAGAGACUCUCGUUUCGCUGAAGCACACAUUUUUUAUUUGCGCGUUCACUCAAUUAAUUCCAAUUAUGGUAAACUAAAAUCAGAUAACAUAUUGAAUGACAUUCGAAUCCGGGAGAGAGAGAGAGAGAGAGAAAAACAGUUUUCCGUUUGACAUAGUCGUGAAAUAACAAAUAAAACAGCCAGUUUUGUGUCUUAUAUUCCGUGAAAAAAUAAAGUCAAUAAGAAUCAAGUACAGAAGAACAAGUUGAUAACAAAGAUAAAUGGCAUUUGAUGUUACUCAUUCAAUAAAUGUAUGAUAAUCCGGUCAAAAUUGCCGCCAUACCAAAGAACCAAAACAAUUAAUCAGACGUCGAAGAAGCAGAAAAUGAUUUCACAAACAAUACUCAAGGAUUUGCCCAGCGGCACCGAACUGCUGGAAAACCAAGUGGCCGGACACACAUUUCAAAUCGGAACGGAUGAAAUCGGUAUGCUCAAAGAUCAACAGGAUGGUUCUGUGUUGAAGGCGGCAGUGAAACCGGUCUGUGGAGCGCGCGAAAUCAAAUUUUACGAAAGUUUAAGGCGAAAUUUAAGCGAUCCAAGUAUUGAGGCGUUGCGAAAACUGGUGCCUGAAUAUCGUGGAACGGUGAAAAUGCCAUUUCGCGGUAAAGUCAUUGAUUUCAUCAAAUUGGCCGAUUUAACACACGAUAUGGGCGAACCAUGUGUGAUGGACAUCAAAAUUGGCAAACGUACUUGGGAUCCGCUUGCAACGCAGGCAAAAAUUUUAGCGGAAGAACAAAAGUAUGAAGCGUGCAAACAAAAUUUAGGAUUUUGCAUUCCGGGCUUUCAAGUGUACGACAUUAAAACUGGCCGUGUCAAGAGAUUUGGCAAAGAAUAUGGCAAAAAGUUGAAUCAGAAGACGGUUAAAGAUGCGCUGAAAAUCUUCUUGAAUGCCGAUACUCAACUGUCUAGGCUAUUGCUAAUGAAAUUUCUAUCAACAUUAUGGUCAAUACAGACGUGGGCGAGAUCACAAACAUCGUUACGUCUUUACUCAAGUUCCUUGCUACUGGCUUAUGAUGCGAAGCGAUUGAAAAGCCAAUUAUAUUGCAAUCGAAAUUAUAGCAAUAGUUCCACAGUCAGCUCACGUUCAUCAUCAGUGGACAGCUCUUCCAAAUUGACGCCAACGUCGUCCAGCGGAAAUGAAUGGCAAACCGCAUCGCACACAAAUUCGACCAGCGAAACAACAAUCAAUGCCAACAACGGAUGCUUCAAUCAUUCAACCACAAAUGACAGUUGCAACGGCGGCGCCGGCGAUUAUGCCAACGUUGUCAACGAACCAAUUCAAUUUUACAAACAGCUGCAAAGAAGCCAUUCCACGCAAAACAACUAUGAAGAGGAUAUGAAGAGCAUUCGCAAAGAUUAUGAUUUGUAUUUGGAUAAUUUGGUGGAUGAAUGUAAUGCGACCGGUGCCAGAGAAUGGGCAUUUGUGAAAAUGAUUGAUUUUGCUCAUGUAUUUCCCGCUGACGACGCAUCCAUCGAUACGAAUUACAUGUUUGGCAUCGAAAAUCUAGUGAAAAUCUUUGAAGAAUUUUUACGCGAAUGUGAUCAAUGAAAAGGAAAAAUUAAUCAAUUUUUUUCGAGUCAAUUUUUUUUUCUAUUCUAUGUGCAUAAAACUGAAAACGCUCAACAUAUGUUUUAUAGCUUUAGAGAGAUCAUAUGGUAACAACACCCAUCAACUGAAGAAAAGAAAAAUAAUGUAAAAUUAUCAACAAAUUCGUGACGUUAUGUCGAAAUAAAUACCAAAUUAGCUAAUAAGAACCAAGCCAAUCAAUUUUAUCAAACAAAAACAAAGAAAAUGUCAAUGAAAAGAAGACAAAAACGAUUUCACUAUAUUGAAUAGAACAUAUGAUUUGUUUGAAAGCGUGUUGGAAGUUUUUUUUUUGUUGUUGUUUCUGUAGUCCCGAAACAUUUUUUUCGGUGAAACGAAAAAUUGACGAGAACAAAACAUACGAGGGUGACACGCUAGUCAAACAAAUGGUCCACCAAAAAGAAAACACAAACAUGAAUGUAACAAAAAAAUACACUUUUUAUGGGGUUAAGGAUAUCGUUUUUUUUUUAAAUUUAAAUCAGAGUUUAUUUUGUUUUUGUUUCGUCCAAUCAAUGACGUUUUUAUUCUAAGCGAUUUUUGACUAAAGAAGAAAUUAAAAAUCUUUAAACCAUUACAUUUGACUAUAGUAAAUGUGAUAUUUUCGUGGCGUAGAUAUAGUAUAACAUCACUUUUUGUGUAUGUGUGUGCGAACAAGUAGUGGCCGCCAUGGCAUUAGACACGUUCAUGGUUUUCACUUACCAAUUACAUCAAACACACAGGGUUUUUGUAUAAAAAAAGAAUAAAAUUUAUUACAUCAACAAAA